Molecule: messenger RNA, 721 nt
Organism: Lathyrus oleraceus (garden pea)
Lineage: Eukaryota; Viridiplantae; Streptophyta; Magnoliopsida; Fabales; Fabaceae
Exons: 1
Coding region: 147-557 (136 amino acids)
Source: RefSeq, a predicted model, not a curated record
UAUAAAGUAAUGUGUCUCUCAAUUGAUUUGACUAUAAUAUUCAUGCCUACUGCAAAUAUGAGACUUCACCACUUUCACUUUUCUUAAUCUCCGUCAAACACCAAAAAUCAUCUCUUUCUUUUCUUUCACUCUUUUCAUCAAACACCAUGUCUUCAAUCACAACCGCACAAGGCGCCGUCUUCGCAACCGCCAUGGCUGUCUCCGGCACCGUCAUCCUCCUCGCUCUCCGUCUCCAGAAGUCUCUCCCACCAACCCAAUUCUCAUCGCUUCACGAAACCCCUCCUUCUCGCCCUCCAGUUCUACGAUCUUGUAUAUCCUCCGGUGGAAAGAAAGCGAAGAAAAAGAAGAAGAGAGUUCAUUUUGCGGAGGAUGUUAUGGAUACGUGCGGAGAUGGAGAAGAAUACAGAAAGCAGCAUUCUUUGAAGAUGAAUUCGAGAUCAAAGGUUUCGAGGAACUGUAAUGGCGGAAAUGAUAACCGAGGAAUGCCUGCAAAUAGAGUUGCUUUGUAUAACGGAAUUCUCAGAGAUCGUGUUAAUCAACGAUUGGCUUAUUGUUGAAUUUGUUUUUUUUUCUUCUUCUUUUUCUCUGUGUGAAUAUUCUGUUAUUAUGCUUUUUUUUCCUUCUUUUUUUCCUCCAGUUUUUGUAAUUACAGUAAGUAGAAAAUAGAAGUUAAUAUUGGAGGGUCCACCAGAAAUAAUAGUUGUUGGAUUUGUUAUGUGAA